Encephalitozoon cuniculi GB-M1 is the source of this 1134-nucleotide messenger RNA. Its product is annotated as NuA4 histone acetyltransferase complex catalytic subunit ESA1. Gene Ontology annotation, biological process: regulation of DNA-templated transcription. Bases 1 to 1134 code for a protein of 377 amino acids. NCBI's taxonomy places the organism in Eukaryota, Fungi, Microsporidia, Unikaryonidae. The transcript has a single exon. Gene Ontology annotation, molecular function: histone acetyltransferase activity. The record is from RefSeq and is marked provisional.
AUGAGACUCGAGGAUGUUUGUGUGGGAUUCAAAGUUCCCGUCAGGAAGGCCGUAGAUGGAGGCGAGGAGGUAUUCAAAGCAGAGAUUCUGGGGAAAAGAGCCGGCAAGUCUGGACUGGAGUUCUAUGUACACUAUGUAGAACUGAACAGGCGGCUCGAUGAGUGGAUCGACGGAUCGAUGAUCGACUUAGGCGACCCUGCCCAGAUAGAAAUUCCAAAGAAGAAGAAGACAGAAAAGACAAAGAGUGAGAAGUCGGAAAGGGUCUCAGAGAAGGAGGGUGAGCAGAGGGACGAGGAGCCAAAGCUAGAAAGGCCGCCGCAGGACGAGGAGUUCAAAAUGAAGAAUGUUAAGAAGAUCAUGCUCCGCAACUAUCUUGUGGAUGCCUGGUACUUCUCACCAUACCCAAAGGCAGUAGCAGAGAGUGACAUUGUUUAUAUAUGCGAAUUCUGUUUGUACUACUUCAGUGCAGUGGACAGCCUGGUUUUACAUGCUAGGCAGUGCAAGCUCCGGCAUCCUCCCGGAAGGGAGAUAUAUCGGGACGGAGUCCUAAGCUUCUUUGAGUGUGACGGGCAUAUCCAGAAGAACUACUGCAGAAACCUGUCGCUACUAUCAAAGCUAUUUCUGGACCAUAAGUCACUCUACUACGACAUAGACGUGUUUAUGUUUUAUGUGCUUUGCAGGCUGGAGGACAACGGGUACCAGAUAGUGGGAUACUUCUCGAAGGAGAAGAUGUCUGAGCAAGGAUACAACCUUGCAUGCAUCCUGACUCUCCCCUUUGAGCAAAGGAAGGGGUAUGGAAAGAUUCUCAUAGACUUCUCCUACCUGCUCAGCAGAAGAGAAAACGUGGUCUCCGGGCCGGAAAAGCCUCUGAGCGAUCUUGGGCUUCUCAGCUAUAGAGCAUACUGGAUGGAGGUGAUUGUGGAAUAUCUUUCAAAGCACGACAAGGCAAGCAUUAGCGAGAUUUCCCGGGAAACCUACAUAUCCGAGGACGAUGUGAUAGGGACUCUGUGUGCAUACAAGAUGCUGAGGAUGGAGGGAAACGAGUUUAUUUUCACAUACGCCGAGGACCAGCUGCACAAGGCCCUGAGAUCCAGGAGCAGGAGUGUAAAUGCCGCCCUGCUUAAGCUAGGCUGA